Messenger RNA from Vigna angularis (adzuki bean), 225 nucleotides. The record is from the annotation of a RefSeq genome assembly. Lineage: Eukaryota; Viridiplantae; Streptophyta; Magnoliopsida; Fabales; Fabaceae.
AUGUUAGAAGGUGCAAAAUCAAUGGGUGCCGGAGCUGCUACAAUUGCUUCAGCGGGAGCUGCUGUAGGUAUUGGAAACGUAUUCAGUUCAUUAAUUCAUUCCGUGGCAAGAAAUCCAUCAUUGGCAAAACAGUUAUUCGGAUAUGCAAUCCUGGGCUUUGCUCUAACCGAGGCUAUUGCCUUGUUCGCAUUAAUGAUGGCCUUUUUGAUUCUCUUUGUUUUCUAA